GAAAAAACUGCGAGAAAGAGGAUAUGAAGAUAUGACAUUGAAAGAAAUAAUCAAUAAAAUAAAGAAAUUAAAGCAAAAGUAUGAAAGUGAAAAGGACAAGGCUAAGAAGAGUGGAAACGGGAGAAAAAAGCCAUGGAAAUAUUUCCAACAGCUGGACAGAUUUUUAUCCCAAAGACACAAUGUCGUUCCAGCGGCUUUACUUGACAGUAUGGCUGAGGCCGACCAUGAAAAAGAUAAUGAGUCUGACAUGCAGAAAGACCAUGUUGAUGAUGAAAAUCAUGACAUUAUUGAAG
Paramuricea clavata is the source of this 293-nucleotide messenger RNA. Lineage: Eukaryota; Metazoa; Cnidaria; Anthozoa; Malacalcyonacea; Plexauridae. The record is from the annotation of a GenBank genome assembly.